Messenger RNA from Helicoverpa armigera (cotton bollworm), 1549 nucleotides. RefSeq lists its product as uncharacterized. The transcript is spliced from 7 exons. The record is from RefSeq and is a predicted model, not a curated record. Lineage: Eukaryota; Metazoa; Arthropoda; Insecta; Lepidoptera; Noctuidae. Bases 143 to 1318 code for a protein of 391 amino acids.
AGCCAUGACAACAAAAAAAAAAUUGAGGACAAAAAUCCAAAAUCAAUGUCAAAUGAAUUUUUAACACAUAUUUCAUAAUCCAAACGAUUACUUGACUAUAUUUUUAUUUCUUUAGUGAGAAGUUAGUUAUAAUCAAUUCACCAUGCCUGUAAUGAAGCGUAUGAAGGGGUUGCCCAAGGAUCUCUUGGCUGCCGAAGGUCUCAUGUACCAUGACUGGUAUGCCAUUACUCCGUGCCAGAGAGCUUGUACUACCAGGUUCGGAAUUGCCAUACAACGAGAACAGGAGUCGUAUGUGAGCAAACACCCUGAGAUUUUAGCUCUAUUGAAGAUAUUCAUAGCGAAAAUGACUCAACGGGGAAAACGCAAGGAUUUCGAGAGAGAAGCUGCCGAGAAUUUCACCAGACCUUGGGCUGAGCUGGACGAGGAAAUCAGAACUUUUCUGGAAUCACCAGAGGAUGGGCCUUAUGUUAAUAUGGAUGAUAGAGAAUUCUACGAAUUCGACGACGAAGACUUUCAGAAAGACUUGAAGAAGAUCUACGAGAAAUACUACCCCCCAGAGCCCUGGUCCCUUACGUCUCCUGAGAAGAGCCGCUCCAAUACUCUGUCCUCUUCAUUCAUCUCCAUACAAACUUCUGAGUUAACUCUGCCAACUCCUGAACCUAUACCGACUCCUGAGCCAACAAUCUCGGAGGUGUUCUACACACUGAUAUCGAACACCGUCGAUAAAGUCAUCUACGUACAAAUUGAUGAAAACGCUCUUCUCUACGAUACGGCGUACGUGGAACUCAUGAGGGCUGUCGAAGAAGCAAUGGAGAUCCCCGUCCGGGAAAUACGCGCUGAUAUAGCAGCCCUGUUCAAUAGUGCUUACCACAUGUUCGAAAUUGAUAUCAUGGAGAAGGAGAGAUUUGCUGCUGAAAUCGCAUGGGAAAAACGAAUGAGGAAGAAAUUGAAAAAGACAUUAAGGCGUCAAAAGAACUUUAAAGGAUAUGAAACGCCGCCUACACCGAAGAGUGAAAUUUCAUCACACGAGAGCUAUAAGAGGCCUCUCCCGCGGCUAUGCGAGUGCCAUCCAUUGGCCAAGUACAAUCGAUAUGGAAAGGACCGCUUCGGCAUCUACUUACCGCGCCAAGAAGAAUUCAGCAAAUCUAAUAUAACUACCACUCCGGCUUGUUCAGCUACAGGAACAGGGGAAGGGAAUGAAGAGAAAGUUGAUGCCAGAUCUGUUACCAGUAAAAAAUCUACACAAACUUCGAAAAGUGGUACCUCUUCGAGGCGGGGAAGGGCUGCUCCAACUGAAUCAGAUGGAGAGACUGAGUAAAUCUUUCCUAUAGGACAAAUAAUAAGGUCCAGUUGCACCUUUACAAUAUAAUUCAAAAUUCCAAUUUUUUUAAGCAAGUUUGGCUCUAGCAGUGUUUAGUAAGGUGCAAUGUGACCACAAAAUUUUACUGCUAAUAUAAAAACUGAAACACCUAUCUUUAUAACAAGCAUGUUUUAACUAUUUAUUUUUAAUUACAUAAUUACUGACAAUAAUAAAUUCUAUUAAUUUCUA